This is a messenger RNA of Capra hircus (goat), 4158 nucleotides long. RefSeq names its product cilia- and flagella-associated protein 47-like. NCBI's taxonomy places the organism in Eukaryota, Metazoa, Chordata, Mammalia, Artiodactyla, Bovidae. Bases 1 to 4158 code for a protein of 1385 amino acids. The transcript has 26 exons. The record is from RefSeq and is a predicted model, not a curated record.
AUGGAGACCGAGAGGAGCUCCCUUGUGGCCCGGGACUUGGAGACCGCAAAGGACAUGCAGCUGCGGGUGACCCCGUCGGAAAUGAAAUUUCUGGACGCGCUGGCAGGGAGGGUUUACCGCCUCCCACUUACCGUACACAAUCUCGGCCGAAGCAUCCAGAAAAUCCGUUUUCAGGAGCCUGUCAAGCCACAGUUCAAACUGAUUUUGACCAAUCUGGAUAAAUCACUUGCUUCUGGCCUUCAGACAACAGCUAUGGUGGAAUAUCAUCCUGAUAAGAAUGAAGACGUGUGUGACCAACUUCUUAUUUCGAUAGGAAAUAAAACAAUAGAGAUCCCUCUAAUUGGGUUGAUUCCAUCAUGUCAAUUGGCAAUUGAGCCAGAAGUUAAUUUUGGGACAUUGGUUGCCAGUAGUAAAGUGUAUUGUAAAGAGAUUAGUAUCAUUAACCAUGGCAGUGUGCCAGGUAUCUUUAAAAUAGAAUACCAGGGCCAACUACCCAUUGUCAUUUUUCCAGCCAGUGGUGUUGUGCAGCCCAAGUCAUCAGUGGUUAUUAAAGUGGAUUUCUGUGCAGACCAGCCCAUGGUUGUAAAUGAAUUGGCAAAAGUGAGUUUGCAAGAUCGUCCAGACAUAUUCUUGAAUAUCAGAGCUCAUGUGGUUGAGCAGAUUAUUGAAUUGUUAAACAUAAAUAAUGAUAAAAAGUUGGAAUGCAUAAGCUUUGGUUCUGUUUUCUUUGGAACGUCAAAGAUUGAACGUGCACUUCUGUACAAUAAUAGCCCAGAACCUGUAAACUGGGUAGCCAUAAUGCAAGAUGAUUCCAUUGGAGAAGAAUUGGGUACAAAUAUUAAACAAAGAACAGAUGUUGCUUUAAAUAAUCUCACCUACUUAAGGAAAAUAAAGAGCAUAGAUAUUACCACAAUUAUCUCCUGUGUUCCUAAUGAAGGGAGGUUACUACCUUAUCAAAAGAGUUUAAUUACAUUUUGUUUCAGCCCAAAGCUAAUCAUUGAUGGUCAAAAGAAUGAUCCUUCACAUAGGCAAGACUAUGCUGUUUAUUUGAGAUUUGAGUCUGUAGGAAGUAAAGAUGGGUUUUUGAGAGAUGAUAAUCAAAUCAUCAAAAGUGACUCAUUUCACAAAGUGGAAUUAGCCCUGACAGGCUCAGGACUUCCAGUCUUACUACAGUUUGAUCCUGGAAGGAUUCUUAAUUUUGCACCUUGUUUCAUGGGUGGACAUUCAGAGAUUCAUUGUGUUAUGCAAAAUCGAUCCAAAUCCCUUCCUCUGAUGUACCACUUUAAAAAAAUUGCACAUUUUAAAAUUGAUCCUCAAAAGGGCAAGAUUGAUGAAGGAUGUAUGCAGAAUGUGACAUGUUCAUUCAUUCCACAUCAAGUUGGAGUCUUUAAAGUGAAGCAAUUUAUAGAGAUUAUUGGCUCAGUGGCAGAUGAAAAUUUGCAGUCUUCAUCACUGAAGCCUUUCCAUUAUAUAUAUUUAUAUUUUAAUAGUGUCUGCAAGCCUUCUACCAAGAAAGUUGUGAUGAAAGUUAAUCCUGGUAUAUCCCCUUUGGUCAGUAAUCCUACGGGACAGUUUGUGGUGAAAGACUUGGUGCAGUACAAGGACCAUGCACCUGUUGCGAUGCUUCAGUCAACCAUGACACACAUUCACAAUCAUAAGAUAAAUAAAGAGUUAAUAAAGGGUGCACUGAUAGCCUUUCCCAAUGACCGAGCUGCAAGUAUCCGGUCUGGAGAAGACCAUGAAAAUUUCAGGACGAUUUUCACAAAGAUUCCAAGAUAUAACUAUGUGGAUCCUGAUUUUGCAUAUACUAAAUUUGAAAAACUAGUAAAGAAAUCUCAUGAAAACUAUUAUGCAGGAUACAUUAAAUUUUUAAGAAAUGUGCGCCUGCAGAAAGAAGCACACAGGAAGCACACAUACUCAUAUAAUGACAUAGACAUAGGAUUACAUCCUGCAUCUGGUCUAAAAUCACCCACUGUCUCAGAAGUGGAAAGGGAAGAGGAGUUACCUUCAACACAGUGUUGGAUCAAACACAACCAAUUGCUAAGAACCAGAAAUAUAGCAUUCAAGGAGACAAAGUCUCUGAGAAGAAAGGUUCUUAAAGGACUUAAAUCAGACCCAUCCACACCCCAUGAAAAACAUGAUUGCAGCUUAACUUUGACACCCAAGCAAACUUAUCAAGUAAUUGUUGGGCCCUCUGUCCUUAACUUUGGUGAUGUUUGUGUGAACUCAACAAAUACUCAUCUACUACAUGUUAUUAAUAUGCUACCAAUUCACAUUCUGAUCCAAUUAAAUGUCAAUUUGGAAGAACUUCAGAAAACCAGCCAAUUUUCAUAUGUGAUUCCACCUACAACUAGUACUUAUAUUUCAAUGAUAUUUGAAUCUCCCACCAUUGGAAAAUUUUGGAAGUCUUUCACCUUCACAGUGAACAAUAUGCCUGGUGGACACAUCCUAGUGAUGGCAGUUGUCCUGCCAGUAAGACUUCAGCUAUCUUCUAAUGAGCUGAUACUGAGACCACAAGGCUUCUUGGUGAAAACAUGUUUUAGGGGAACGGUUAGGAUGUAUAAUCAUCAGAAUUACUUUGUCAAAUUUGAAUGGCAAUCGAUAAAUACAGGAAAGGAGAUGGCAUUUUCCAUUCGUCCAGCUAAAGGCACUGUUGAACCAUACUCCUCAUUGGAAUGUGAAGUAACAUGGCAGCCAGCUUUUGAUUCUCCAGAAAGGGGAGAAUUUAUUCUUCAUGUCAGUGAAGGAAACACGCUGAAACUGAAAUGUCUUGCACAUCUUGGACACUCCAAGGUAACAUUUUUAGAGCCACGGAUACUCUUUAGCAAUAUUCCUCAAGGGCUAACAACUUGGAGGAAAGCCAUUCUUCACAAUGUAGGACAAAACCAUGCUUAUUUCAAGGUUUGUGACCAGAGUCUUUUGUCUAUGAUUAAUAUUGUUCCAUCACAAGGAAUCAUUCCACUGGGGGGACUAACUGUUCUCAAUAUCUCCUGUACUCCUACCGUUAAAGAAAAAUUUGACACAAGAGCAAAGGUUGCUAUUCGCUGUGCAAAUGACAUAGACCUUAGGAUUGGUGGAUCUGUUGAAGUUGCUGAUGUUGAAAUCCAUCCGAAUACAUUUAACUUCACUGGCACCUAUGUUGGUUCUACUCAGAUUAUGCCAUUUUUACUAAAAAACAAAGGUAUAACACGUGCCAGAGUAGAGUUUAAUCUGGAAGAUGCUGAUAGUUUUUCACUGGAUUUUAAAGGCAAAUCAGGGGAAUUCACAGACCCUGCAUUUCCUGACAUAUUUUUCUUGGAGUUAGAGAAACAGACAUCUAUGGAGUGUGGCAUUGCAUUUUCUCCCAAAGAAGUGGCAGCGUACAACUUUAGCAUUCAAGUUCGAGUUAAUUUCUUUGCAGCUUCAGAACUUGACUCUCAAUGUUGUUUGUCAGACUCUCAUGUGAUUCCAAAUAGACCACCAGUUAUUCGAUCAUGUCAUAUUCAAGCUACUGUGUUGCAAGCACCACUGACAUUAUCCAGCACUCAUUUUAUCUUUGAAAUCCCAUUACAUAGUCUGGAUCCUAAUAACAGGGUCACAAAAACUCAGAAUCUGGUCUUACAUAAUACUUCAAGAAAAGAUGUGGAGUGGAAUUUGGAUAUUAGAAAUACUGGCAAACUUUUCAAAGAUGGUAUAUUCAAAUUUAGCACACUCAGUGGAACUCUGCAACCAAAUGAAGAAUGCAAUGUUGCUGUAAAUUUCUGUCCAAAACAGCCUAGAGAAUACACAGCUGAUAUCCCUAUUCAUUUAAACGAUAAUCCAGUUUGCUAUCGAAUGUUACAUCUGGUUGGAGAGAUAAAAUCACCCAAGUUAUUAUUUGUUCCUCCUUUCGUAUUUUUCACUCCUGUUCCUUUGGAUGUACCAGCUGUGAUGGAUGUCAACAUUUUACCUCAGAACUAUUUCAGGGAUUCAACUUUAAGUGUCCACUUAUCCCCAGUAAAGCUUCUUAAUGGUAAUGAGAUUCAACCACUUUCUGUGAAUUUUCCAAAAGGCGGAGUCAUUGUGGGCUCUUCCAUUGGAAUUAAUGCUGCACUCACCUGCUGUCUCAGCUUCAAGUCAUCUAAACCUGUGUCAUUUUUCACCAAUGUUCUUUUCUGCGAUAGCAAAGAUAACUGGUAA